Molecule: messenger RNA, 687 nt
Organism: Mucor velutinosus
Lineage: Eukaryota; Fungi; Mucoromycota; Mucoromycetes; Mucorales; Mucoraceae
Gene: HUB1
Product: ubiquitin-like modifier hub1
Exons: 2
Coding region: 1-687 (228 amino acids)
Biological process (GO): copper ion transmembrane transport
Cellular component (GO): plasma membrane
Molecular function (GO): copper ion transmembrane transporter activity
Source: RefSeq, a predicted model, not a curated record
AUGGAUCAUUCAAUGCACGAUAUGGGAAAUAUGGGCGCUAGCGCUAGCUCUUCAAUCAUGUCUAUGGCAGCUUCAGCUACUAUGUCCAUGGCAACGGCAACGGCUACACCCACAGCUGCUUCUCAUGACAUGUCUCAUAUGGAUAUGAGUGGUAUGUCUAUGUCUAUGGGUACAUUCCAUUGGAGCUCCUCUGGUGAUGGCAUUUGGUUUGAUGCCUGGGUCCCCAAAUCUGAAGGUGCUUACAUUGGUGCAUGCUUUGGUUUAUUCUUCUUCGCCAUCCUCUCUAGAGGUCUUCCUGCUCUCGAAGCUUACUUCAUUGCCUGGAAACGACUUCGUGAUAAUAGAGUUGCAGGAAAUCAAUCGGUAUCAGUCCAAUCUGCUGCUGUCAAGACCGAUCUCGAGAAAUCAGCCAAUCCAACAGACGAUUCAUCCUCACAAUCAUUCAGUCCAAACGCAUACCCCAGCCCACUUAGAUUACCUGCAGUGCCACCCUUCUCCUGGACGACUGAUACUGUCAGAAGCUUUCUUAGUGCCUUCAACUCGUUUAUUAGUUAUCUCCUCAUGAUGGUUGUUAUGACCGGCAAUGGUGGCUUCCUUGUGGUUAUCGUAAUUGGUGUCUUCUUUGGUGAAAUGGCAUUUGGUCGUUUCAGAGCUCUAGGCGGUCUUUUAGAUGAUCAUGCCCACUAA